CAGAACGUGAGAAAGACAAACUUUGGGAGAAUCAACCAUCAGAAGACUUUUGUCUGCAGCCAUCAAAGAAACCACAUCAACUAUUCCUUAUGGGCCAUAAAUUCACAGAAAAAAUAUCCUCAUUUCUAUUUGAAUAUGACACCCCAAGGAUGGUUUUGGUGCACAACAAGAAGGUGGGCUUAACCUUCCGGGUGAUCCAGCUGGUAGUCCUUACCUACAUCAUUGGGUGGGUAUUCCUCUAUGAGAAAGGCUACCAGUCUAAGGAUAGCAUCAUAAACUCCGUCUCAGUGAAGCUCAAAGGCAUCGCACUAACCAACAUUAGCGGCAUGGGUCCGUACUUAUGGGAUGUGGCAGAGUAUGUUUUCCCUCCUCAGGGAGACAGUUCCUUUGUGGUGAUGACUAACUUUAUUAUCACCCAUGGGCAGAAACAGGAAACAUGUCCAGGGCAUCCUGAGAGUGAGAAGUGUAACAAUGACAGUAACUGUAAUAAAGGACAGUUUCUUCGCCGAGGUCAAGGAAUCAUGACUGGGAAGUGUGUGAAUUUUACCCGUACACAGAAGUCCUGUGAGAUAUUUGGCUGGUGCCCUGUUGAAAUUGAUGACAACAUUCCCAAUCCACCGUUGCUUCUGGAAGCUGGAAAGUUUACCUUGUUUAUAAAAAACAGCAUUACUUUCCCCAGGUUUGGGGUUUCCAGACGCAAUCUUGUUGAGCAAGUUACUGAACACUAUCUGAAGAAAUGUGUUUAUCACAAAGACAAGGAUCCACUGUGCCCUGUGUUUAAACUUGGACAUAUGGUGGAAGAAUCUGGACAGAAUUUUUCUCAACUUGCUUUUAAGGGAGGCACUGUUGGAAUCACCAUAAACUGGGACUGUGACCUUGAUUGGCCUCAGAAAUACUGUGUACCUGUUUACAAGUUCCAUAGGCUUUACAAUGAAGACAGUAACAUCUCGCCAGGCUAUAAUUUCAGGUAUGCCAGAUAUUACAGAGAAAAUGGGAGAGACAUGAGGAUUCUGUACAAGGUGUUUGGCGUCCGAUUUGAUAUUUUGGUGAACGGGAAGGCAGGAAAAUUUGAUAUUAUUCCAACAAUGACUACUAUAGGUUCUGGAAUUGGUAUCUUUGGAGUGGCCUCUGUACUUUGUGAUCUGCUCCUGUUAAAUUUCCUAUCUGACCGGGACUACUACAAGCAGAAGAAGUUCAAAUAUGUAGAGCGGAAUUGUAUCAAUUCUGAAAAAGAAGACAUUGACAUGACCAACUCACAAGGGAAAGAAAAGAGUUCUCUAUGAAACUGUAAGUGAAAAUGAGAAAUAAUGAUCAUAGGAGAAAUAAUCAAAUCCCCAUUAUGCUGCUUAAAUAAUUAAAUGUAUUUUCCCUCCUCUUCCUUCCAAACCUCACAAAUGACGUAGCUUCUCUGAUGUACAGAAAACAGAAUCUAAUAAAAGA
Messenger RNA from Protobothrops mucrosquamatus (brown spotted pit viper), 1440 nucleotides. It is a transcript of the gene P2RX1, whose product is annotated as purinergic receptor P2X 1. The coding region runs from base 90 to 1283 and encodes 397 amino acids. Gene Ontology annotation, cellular component: plasma membrane; nuclear inner membrane. The record is from RefSeq and is a predicted model, not a curated record. Gene Ontology annotation, biological process: response to ATP; monoatomic cation transmembrane transport. The transcript is spliced from 12 exons. Lineage: Eukaryota; Metazoa; Chordata; Lepidosauria; Squamata; Viperidae. Gene Ontology annotation, molecular function: purinergic nucleotide receptor activity; ATP binding; extracellularly ATP-gated monoatomic cation channel activity.